Messenger RNA from Beauveria bassiana ARSEF 2860, 855 nucleotides. RefSeq lists its product as uncharacterized. The record is from RefSeq and is a predicted model, not a curated record. The transcript has a single exon. Bases 1 to 855 code for a protein of 284 amino acids. Lineage: Eukaryota; Fungi; Ascomycota; Sordariomycetes; Hypocreales; Cordycipitaceae.
AUGGCCUCUUUGCAGCGCCAAUUCACUUCCGCGUCUCCCGUGCUGGCCCUCGCCCAGCCAUCGCUCUCGAACCAAAUUACCGGAUCGAUUUUCGCGCCGCCUCAUAUUCAGACGCAGAUUCAAUCGCAGCCUUUCAAUCGAUUCACCGGCUCGAAAGGCAGAAAACGAUCCCGUGACGAGGCUGGCGGCAAUCUCGAGCCUGAUGUGCCCCCCCAGCUUAUAGUUGAGCCGCAAGACGAUUGGGUUUAUGGCGAAGGAAUGACACUGAUCAAGCCCAACUCUGGCUAUGUCGCCGAUGCCAGCACCCAAUCAGGCACCUGGAUGGAAGAAAGAAACGCCGCGGCAGAAGCAGGUGCUAAGCGCCAGCUCGAAGCUACCCAAGUUGACAUUCGAAAUCACAAAUUGCAGCGCAUCGGAAGCGACGAAGUAUCGACCGCGACUAGUCCUGGAAACGUAUUACCCGCGGUGCCUGCUCCGGAAUCUAAUGGCCCAGUCAUUGAUAACUUUACUCUCCACCUCGGUAUCGGUUGGCGCAAGAUCAGUGAAGAUGAGCACAUUCAAGCGGCGGCCCGAGGCUGGGCUAAAUUUAUCGAGAACCACUACCCCCUCAGCAACGUACAAAUCUGCCUGGAAAGCAAAGGGCUCCAGUCAUACCUCGUGAAAGCUACCGAGGGCUUCUUUCUCUGUUCAGAGAAUCUUCGACAAGCACGACUAGUCAGCCGUGGUGCCGAAUCCGCUCUCCGCAAUUUGCAACAAUCUCCACCAGUAUUUGAAGGCGCCGAAACUAUCUCAAGCGCGGACAUUUUUUCCGCUCUUACCCCGAAUGGCAACGACAUGCACAUGCACAUGAGUUAA